GAGAAGCAACGAUUCCUGACGGACGUCCUCCACGAGGUGAUGCUAUUGGACGGCUUGAGCUCCUCCCACCCCAUCUCCCAGGAGGUGGAACAGGCGGCGGACAUCAACCGAGUCUUCGACUGGAUCGCGUACAAAAAGGGGGCAGCGCUGAUCCGGAUGCUGGCGAACGUGAUGGGCCAGCCGCUGUUCCAAAAGGGCCUCAACGACUACCUGCUGAGUCACAUGUACAGCAACGCAGCCAGAGACGACCUGUGGAACAAACUCACUCAGGCCAUGCGUUCUGAUGGGCAGGACAUUAACAUCGGACAGAUGAUGGACAGGUGGACUCUACAAAUGGGAUACCCCGUCAUCACCAUCACCAAGAACCAAUCAGAGCAGCUGCCCACUCAUUACAUCAGCGUGAGCCAGGAGCACUUCCUGUAUGGACAGGAAGCCAGGAGCAACAACAGUUUACAGUGGCAGGUCCCUCUGACGGUGGCUGUGGGGAACACGUCCACCAUGAGUUCAGAGAGACUCCUCUGGAUCAACAACAGGACAGAGACGCACAGGAUUGGUCAGAUGGACGACAGCACUUGGCUUCUUGGGAACAUAAACCAGACCGGUUACUUCCGGGUGAACUACGACCUCCAGAACUGGAAACUGCUGAUUCAGCAGCUCCACCACAACCCGGAGAUCAUCUCGGUGGGAAACAGGGCGGGGCUUAUCGACGACGCCUUUAACCUGGCCCGGGCCGGGUACCUCCCCCAGGGUGUCCCCCUGCAGCUGAUUGGCUAUUUGCCCGAGGAGACGUCGUUCCUGCCGUGGCACUCCGCCAGCCGAGCGCUCUACCAGCUGGACAAGCUGCUGGACCGCACAGAGGAAUACAGCCUGUUCAGUGACUACGUGUUGAAGCAGGUUGCAGCACGGUACCAUCAGAUGGGUUGGCCGACAGAUGUUCCAGGCAACGAGGGCAACGUCCUUCAGGCGUCGUACCAGACUGAGGAGCUGCAGAGGGAGCUCAUCAUGUUAGCUUGUAGCUUCGGGAACAAACAGUGCCACCGUCAGGCCGUCGCCUACAUCUCCGACUGGAUCUCCAGCAACAAGAACAGGAUUCCUCCCAACAUCCGAGACAUCGUGUACUGCACCGGCGUCAGCCUGAUGGACGAGGACGUGUGGGAGUUCAUCUGGAUGAAGUUCCACUCGACCAGCGCCGUGUCAGAGAAGAAGAUCCUGCUGGAGGCCCUGACCUGCUCCGACAACACUUUCCUCCUCAACAGGUUACUGAACCUGUCCCUGACCUCUGACCUGGUCCCUGAGCAGGACGUGAUCGAUGUCAUCAUCCACGUGGGCAGGAACCCGCAGGGUCGAAACCUGGCCUGGAAGUAUUUCAGAGAAAAGUGGGACAUCCUGAACGCUCGUUACGGUGAAGCGUUGUUCAUGAAUUCAAAACUCAUCAGUGGAGUCACAGAGUUCCUGAACACGGAGAAAGAACUGAACGAGUUAAAGGAGUUCAUCCAAUCCAGCGGCGUGGGGGCGGGGCCUGCUUUGCCGCGGGCGCUGGAGAUCGUGGAGGGCAACGUGCGCUGGCACCGCCUCCACCGGCGGCUGUUCUUCCAGUGGCUGCGCAAACCUCCGAGCCCCGUCCUCGGCUAA
This is a messenger RNA of Pleuronectes platessa (European plaice), 1632 nucleotides long. Its product is annotated as thyrotropin-releasing hormone-degrading ectoenzyme. Gene Ontology annotation, biological process: peptide catabolic process; proteolysis. Gene Ontology annotation, cellular component: cytoplasm. NCBI's taxonomy places the organism in Eukaryota, Metazoa, Chordata, Actinopteri, Pleuronectiformes, Pleuronectidae. The record is from RefSeq and is a predicted model, not a curated record. Gene Ontology annotation, molecular function: peptide binding; metalloaminopeptidase activity; zinc ion binding.